ACAGGGCCUUCCAUUUGGCAUACACAUUACCAGUUACCAGUAGCAAGGCAAGUGCGAUUUAAAUUACCGGUAUUCACAUUUAAAAAGAUAAAUUGUGAAGCUGUAUUUGAGAUUCUGAUAACUGUAAAGCGCCAAGUGUUUAAAUGUACAAGUUAUGGAGAACAUCACAGCAUCACCUAUUAUGGAAUUUGUGACGAAUGAGACUCUCAUUAAGCAAGUGGCUAUUAACUUCUUCAACGGCAGUGUAGCGAAUGUAUCAAACCAGAGUGUACUGCACCAAGAGACACUCUUCGAUUUGUACGAAGCCUACAGGACGAAGGAAAAGGAACAGUUGAUUGCGUACAAAAUUGUGGCGUACGUUGUCGGUACAUUGAUAAUUCUAAGUAAUUUAAUUGUUGUUAUAUCGAGUGGCCUGAUACUACGACGAGGGCAGCAGCCCAAAAGCACCUACCUCCUGCUAGGAAAUGUGUCACUGGCGGACACCAUCAUCGGCGCGGCCAUCAUUUUCGAGGCUGUGGUUGACAACAACAUGGCCUCCAACCCAUUGUGCGUAUUUGAAAUUGGUAUGAUCGUGUGCCCGGCGAUUGUCUCCAUAUUCAGCGUGGGACUGAUAGCCGUGGACCGCUAUUUCUACAUACUACACGGCUUAUACUACCAAAAAUACGUCAACACUACAAGAGUCAGAAUUGCCAUUGUUAUCAUUUGGAUGAUUGGUUUAAUCCUCGGGUUCAUGCCGGCCACCGGAUGGGUCAAUAACGAACUAAUAUACACAAGAUGUUACUACCAUGCACUGUUCCCUGGUGCACUCAUACUUUUAAUCUCCUUCCUAAGUUUAAUACCUAUCACACUUGUGACUAUACUUUAUUCUAUAAUACUAGUUCGUGCUCUUAAGACCGUCAAGGAGAUAAAAGCAGCUAGUAAACCAGUUAAUUUGAAUUCAAACUCAAAUGAAACACCAAAACUAAGGAGAUAUCGAGGAAAUAUCAAUAGAACUUUCCCGAAAAAACCCAAAAAAACCGCAAUAAGACGGUGUUCGUCUUUAAAUGCUAUUGAUAACUCGAGAAAACGGUUAUUUACAAGAAAAAUUGAAAAAUCUAAAAGCAUUGAUCAUCUUGAUAGUUUUAAUGGUACAGAUGACAGUUCUUAUAAUGACAAAGAAAUCGUUACAAGUCAAUCAGACACAGAGAGAAUCAGACAGAGAGACUUCAAAUUAGGCGUUUUCACUAUUAAAUCAAACUAUUCUAUAGCAAUCACCCCAUCUCCAAGUUCAAAGUCAAAACCACAUGCAAAUAAUGAGGUAUUGAAUAAGUUUUGUAAAGAAAAACCACCGAAGCCAAAAGAACCUAACAGAUGGAGAGCUAUAAUAGUAGUAAUGCUCACUACUGGCAGUUUACUAUUCACGUGGCUCCCCUACUUCGUUACUGUUACUUUUUUCGUAUUCUGUGAAGACAAAUUGACCAACCCUAGGUGUAUACAGUAUAGAAUUGCGCUGGGAGGUAGCAUUCCUACCUUAGCAUUUUUAAACAGCAUAUUAAAUCCACUUAUUUACGCAUGGUGGCAUAAAGGUUUCCAAAAGACAGUCCGAAAUAUGUUCAAAAAGUAUCGUGCCAAUACUUCUUAUGCCGCAUCCACAUACUCCACGAGGCUACAGGAGGGAACGCGAGUACGAGAGUGUGGACGGUGCGCCCUCGCCUCGCCUCGUGUCCCCUCGCCUUUCCUCGCCUCGCCUCGUGUCCCCUCGCCUUUCCUCGGCUCGCCUUGCUCCACUUUAGUGUAAACCGUUCGCAUAAAAAAACUAGUUCUUUACUUAUAGAUGACAGGAAAACCUAUUAAUGUGCAGUCAAGUGUGAGUCGGAUUUAAAGUUAUUUCGAAAAAAAAUUAAAGAUAUUUCACUCACAUUUUACAUAAAAUAAUACAUUGUUAAAAAUUGUGUAAUGAACGGAACGCGAGUCCGACUCGCACUUGACCGGUUUUUUAUUAACUAUGGUAUCUGAAGCUAUAUAAACUAAUUACAGACAUAGAUAUAUCUUAUCGUAUUGUAAGUACAAAGUUUCAGAGCAAUCUAGCUAGUCGUUAUAAAAUGAGAGCGGAACUACGUUUGUAUGGAGAACCGAGCUUGCCGGGAAUAGUUAGGACAUAUUAGGGCAGUCAAUCUCCUAUAUCAUAUAUCCAUGACGAAUAAUAUUACAGAGUACCUAAUUAUUAAUUUUAAUAUAUUGUUUAAUGACAGUUCUAUCUGUAUAGUUGAUUACCUAUUUAGAGAUAUAGUCCUAGGUAGCAAAAAUGACGUCAAAUGACGUCAGCGACGUCGUAAUGACGUAAUAAUGCCGUCAUUAUGACGUCGCUGACGUUCAUUUUACGUCAUUUUGCUACCUGCGAGUAUCUAGUAACAAGCACAGAGUGCGUAGGUAGGUCAAUAAAUAACUUAUUACAAAACUGGUUUCUUUACUUGUUAGUCCACAGACAAUCUGGAUUUAAACAAACUUAGAAAUAUAUUGGAAAUGUCUGUAUUAAGUAGUUUUAAAUAAAGGUACAUUCAGAUGAUAGAUCUUUGAAUGGGCAUAUAUUUUGCGUGUGUAAAUAUUUAGUAACAGAUUUACUCUUAGAAAUAUGUAUUGGAAAUGUAUAUGUAUGUAUUAAGAAGUUUUAAAUAAAGGUACAUUCAGAUGAUAGAUCUUUGAAUGGGUCUAUAUUUUGCGUGUGUAAGUAGUAAUAUUUAGUGACAACUUGACAAGCCUAGAGUGCCUAGGUCAAUAAAUAACUUAUGACAAAACAUUAUAUUUCUUUACUUAUUAGUCCAGACAAUCUGGAUUUAAACAAACUUAGAAAUAUAUAUUGGAAAUUUAUGUAUUAAGAAGUUUUAAAUAAAGGUAUAUUCAGAUGAUAGAUCUUUGAAUGGACAUAUAUUUUGCGUGUGUAAAUAUUUAGUAACAGAUUUACUCUUAGAAUUAUGUAUUGGAAAUGUAUAUGUAUGUAUUAAGAAGUUUUAAAUAAAGGUACAUUCAGAUGAUAGAUCUUUGAAUGGGUCUAUAUUUUGCGUGUGUAAGUAGUAAUAUUUAGUGACAACUUGACAAGCCUAGAGUGCCUAGGUCAAUAAAUAACUUAUGACAAAACAUUAUAUUUCUUUACUUAUUAGUCCCCAGACAAUCUGGAUUUAAACACUUAGAAAUAUAUAUUGGAAAUGUAUGUAUUAAGAAGUUUUAAAUAAAGGUAUAUUCAGAUGAUAGAUCUUUGAAUGGACAUAUAUUUUGCGUGUGUAAAUAUUUAGUAACAGAUUUACUCUUAGAAUUAUGUAUUGAAAAUGUAUAUGUAUGUAAUAAGAAGUUUUAAAUAAAGGUACAUUCAGAUGAUAGAUCUUUGAAUGGGCCUAUAUUUUGCGUGUGUAAGUAGUAAUAUUUAGUGACAACUUGACAAGCAUCCCAAGUAGCAAAGUGACGUCAGCGACGUAAUAAUGACGUAACAGUGACGUCAUUAA
This is a messenger RNA of Cydia strobilella, 3476 nucleotides long. RefSeq names its product 5-hydroxytryptamine receptor 1A-like. Lineage: Eukaryota; Metazoa; Arthropoda; Insecta; Lepidoptera; Tortricidae. The transcript is spliced from 4 exons. Gene Ontology annotation, biological process: regulation of metabolic process; adenylate cyclase-activating G protein-coupled receptor signaling pathway. Gene Ontology annotation, cellular component: cytoplasm; plasma membrane. The coding region runs from base 155 to 1777 and encodes 540 amino acids. Gene Ontology annotation, molecular function: G protein-coupled receptor activity. The record is from RefSeq and is a predicted model, not a curated record.